Microthlaspi erraticum is the source of this 2400-nucleotide messenger RNA. The record is from the annotation of a GenBank genome assembly. Lineage: Eukaryota; Viridiplantae; Streptophyta; Magnoliopsida; Brassicales; Brassicaceae.
AUGACCUUCUCAAAACAAAUCCUUCUCCUUCUCUCCAUCUUCUUCUUCUUGCCUCUCCUAAAUGCCUCAGACCCAAAACCUUGCUACACCUCUUCAUGUGUACACGGAAACUUCGAUGGGAAGAUCCACGUUCGUUUCCCUUUCUGGCUAUUCCCCAAGCAGCCUGAGUCAUGUGGCCACACAGGAUUCAACCUCCUAUGCACCAAUCAUCACGAGACGACACUAAAGCUUCCCAACUCUGAAACAUUCCUCGUCCGAGAUAUCGACUAUCUCCAGCAACGUAUACGCCUCAACGACCCCAAGAACUGCUUAGCCAGACGACUUCUCAGCUUUGACGCUUCAGGGUCUCCUUUCUCUCCUCUCCACCUUCUCAACUACGCCUUCUUGACCUGUCCUAAAGAAGACGUCAAUUCCUCUCUUUACAAACCCAUUCAAUGCCUUGGAAAUUCCACAACCUCCUUCAUCGCCACACGUUUAGACCUCGUGGCUUCGGUGCCACCCUCUUGUAAGAUCUUCAAGAAAUUACUUCUUCCGGUUUCCGAGCCUAUCGCCUACAUGGCAGGAUUCGCCGGUGACCUCAAGGCUAAUUGGAGAUGUGGAUCUGUCAACAACAUUACCCUCCAAGCCCAAUGCUUCAGUUCUGUGAACUCCGGCUCAACCGCUUGGUUUUCGGACACGUGUGGUCACGAUUUGAUUUCCCACGACGGAAGACGGCCUCCUUCAGCUUUCGUGGAGGUACAAGUAGGUGAACAAAAACUAAAAACCGGGAUCUCUACCGGUUCGAACCCGUCGUGGAAUCAAGAUCUCAUCUUCGUCGCAUCGGAGCCGAGUAUUAGAGAGAAGACCUUCAAAGAUAUUACCCAUCUUAAACAACCCGGACCCGUACCGCUUCUGCACUGCGACAUUAAACUGCCGGAUAACCCCCAACCGGCAGGGGAUACUAGGCGGUUCGCAAGCAAACUUAUAGUGAAGCUAGCUACGGAUCAGACCUACCACGUCUUCGACGAAUGCAGCCAAUACUGCAGCGACUAUCGCCCUUUCGCCAAAGGGCUAUGGCCUGGCGUGCUGGGCAAGUUAGAGGUCGGGAUCUUGGGAGCUACAGGGUUAACCCCGAUGAAGAACUCGCAGUUUCAGAGACACGCUUACACUGUAGCCAAGUAUGGGAACAAAUGGGCAAGGACUCGAACCGUGGUCAACAAUGCGUCUCCCAAGUGGAACGAGCAGUGCUCAUGGGAUAUUUACGAGAAGUGCACCGUCUUCACGAUUGGCCUCUACGACAACCAUCAGUUAGUGGUGAAUAGCGGCCUUGAUGAUGUUCCGAUCGGGAAAGUGAGGAUUCCGUUGAGUAAGCUGGACUGGAACAAGAUCUACACGGGCUCGUUUCCGAUCUUGGUGUUGGGGAAAGAAGGGUUGAAGAAAACCGGUGAGAUCCAGCUGGCGAUCCGAUGCGCUAUUCCUCCGCCAGCGUGGUUGUUUUUCUCGCCGUCCUACUUUUUGGCUACGUCUCCUUUCCGUUGGAUGCUGCCGAAGUCUCAUUACAAGGCCCCUUUGGGGCUGCUUCAGUACGAAGACCUGAGGUCGAAAGCCGUUGAGGUGAUAUGUUUUAACUUGAAUAAAACAGUGCCGAAGUUGAGAAACGAGGUGGUCAAGGACAUGUUGAAGCCGAGGAGUAAGAGGUUCAGUAUGAGAAGAACCAUAGCUAAUUUCGAGAGGCUGUGUAGAUUCUUCAUGUGGUUGUAUGGCCCGUAUGCUUGGCUGGAUGCGAAUCUGGUCUCCACGACGGAUGUUGGUCGGAAAGCGGUUACGUUUGGUGUCUGUUUCCUACUUGUUGUUGGCCAUCGCUUUUUUUUGUGGUUGUUGGUGGAUUGGUGGUUAUAUGCGUAUAUCGGUGGGGUUUAUAUUCUUUACCGAGUGUACAAGCUCAGGACCGUAGCGUUUAACAUGAUCAUGAAUCGGAGCAACCCUGCUACUCCUUUGGUUCUGGUGGAUUUGAAGCUGUCGAAGCUGGACUCUCCCAACCUAGACAUAUUAGACGAGGAGUUUGACUCGAUGCCAUCGUCGGAGUCUGACGUGUACGUGCUUAGGAUGAGGUACGAUAGGAUGAGGAAGAUGGGGGAGAAAAUCAUGUUGUUAGUGGGAGAUUUUGCGUCGCAAUGCGAAAGGCUUCAAGCGUCCUGGAGGUUAUGUACCGACCAUAUAGUCGUAGUAAUUUGCUUGGUGUUCCUCGGUUACGGAGUUCUUCGGUUACUCCAGUCUGAGACUGAGUAUGUGUUUAAGUCUGUCCUUCUCCUCUUUAUUUCCUAUUGGCUUAAAUUCCCGUGGCAUCGCUACGGUUUGCCAAGCGCCACCAAGAACUAUAUCAGAAGAUUUUCAUCCCACGAAGACCUCAUCAUCACCUGA